GUUUAUGUUACUAACCAGGUUGGGAGUUAGCAUAGUCACAGUAAAGUUUGUUUUGGCUGUGUUAGUCUGCUUUCUUAAGUGUUGCAAACAAGGUUGGGAGCUUUAGGUAUUGUAAAUAUGCUAAUGUGGCUAGCGUGUAGGGUGUUACAAACAAGUUCUAGGUUUAAUCCAAAUUUCUUCUCUACCGCUACAUGUAGUCCUCCAAACUGAGAGAUAUGAAAAACUUAAGUUACUGUUUAUCCUGAAACAAGUGAAGCAAUGUAUUUCUCCUUCCCCCACAUUUGGGAGGUAGAUCACCCUAUCGGGGGAGGGCUAACUAGCCCUAAGCUAGCGCCUAAAAUGGCAUUUUGGACAGUACUACAGCUUCAAAGGCCCCUAUAAUUGAUAAACCAUUAAUUGACGGUGCACCUUAUAACCCGUGCACCCUAUAGUGUGGAAAACACAAUAGUUGGUUCUCUGGUCCCCUUUCCUCAAAAGAACCACCUCCCUGAUCUUCCAAGGAACUACCCCCGAUGACCACACCAUGUCGCAAAGGCGAGUCACACACAACAUCCAGAAAAUUGAGGUGCUCAUCUGAAGUCGUUGCAACCGAAGAGCAUUUCUGACUGCGUGGAUGCAUUACUGCUGUCACUAAAAAAACCCCGUUCCACUGAAUACAAUCUGGUUUUGCCACAAUGGAGAACAGCAGUCGUAUGGAGCAGCCAUGUUGAAAACCAAGACUGAAUUUUACAAUAGAAUUUUGAAUUAAAAGUGGUUUUCAAGAUAUGACACAAGAAGUGUGCUUAUUUUUUCUUCUAUUUUUUUUAGUAAAUGUUAUGUUAUAAGCUAUGGCUGUGAGUAAUCUUUAGUUAAAAUAAUCUUUUAUUUCUUUAAAUUUAAGGAUUUUGUUGAUUUGUUUAAGCAGCUUAAAGAUAAAAAAAAAUCCCAGUAAUUUUAAUUGCAAACACUUUCCGUUGUUUUUUGUUUUUUUUUCUCCUCCUGACUCAUUCUUUUUGUCCUUUCUUCACCCCCUCCCCUCCUCUCAUCCCCGCGCGCUGUGAUUUGGUAUCUCUGCUACACAGGCGGCGUUGGCACAGCGCGCGCGCGUUACCCGCGAGGUUUAUCUUUCUUGACUCGCUGGUGGGGCUGAGCGCGCGCGCUAAUCUGUGGCAGCUGGAAAUGGACAACAGAGGAGCUGCGCCGCCGCCGGACUCAGAAAUGAAGCAGCCAACUAAAAGUGAACUGCUGGAUAAAAGGCCUUCCUCAAAAAACAAGAAAGGCCGGGAUAAGGAAGAGCAAGACGAGGAGAAUGCAGGAGUCAAGACGGUUAGAGCUGGACUCAAAUCCAGGUGGGAGCGCCGCCACGGAAGCAGCAGCGCAACCAUGUGCCAAGUCUGCAACAUCCAGCUGAACUCCAGCGCUCAGGCACAGAUCCACUACAGAGGGAAGACUCACCAGAGGAGGCUGCGGCGGCUGGCGAAGGCGGUCCGGGCAGGAUGCACAGGUGCGCUGGCCCAGAAACAGGUCCACCCACUGCUGAGCGCGCUGCCUCUGCCGGGCCGAACCCUCCAAGCGCAGACCCAGCUGGAGCACUUCCUGCCUCUCAGGGUCAACGGCUCCUCGCCGCUCAGCCUCUUCCCCAAUUUCAACACCAUGGACCCAAUCCAGAAGGCCGUGAUCAACCACACUUUCGGUUUGGCUCACCCCAAGAAGAAACCCAUAAUAUCGUGUAACAUCUGCCAUCUACGCUUCAACUCUACGAUCCAAGCUGAGGCCCACUACAAAGGUCACAAGCAUGCUCGCAAGUUAAAAGCCUUGGAGACUCAGAGGACUCGGCAGAAGAGCGGACGCAGUCAGUCCACAACAGAGAGGUUGAUGGGAGGAGAAGCAGUGUCCACAGAUUUACAGCUAGAAGAUCAGACAGCUUCUAGCCUUCAUCCUGAAAACCCGCACGAAUCCUCUCCAGCAGCCAGUCCGCCUUCACAGACCCCCCCCACGGACCCCCUUCUUCCCGCCUCUCCUCCGUCUCCUCAAGUCGCCCCGACCUCUCGACUCUCCGACGCUCCUCAGGCAGAAGUCUGCAGCCCGACCACAAGCACAGAGGCACAGCCUCGAAGCUGCACGGGAGACGAAGAUGCAGCAAAGCAGGUGGAGAAGUCCAAAAGCAACAAAAAGCACAUCCACUGCCCAACAUGCAAAGUGACCGUCAACUCCAGCUCCCAGCUGGAGGCUCACUGCAGCGGGUCCAAACACAGACAGAUGCUGAGCGGUCAGAGAACCUGUCAAUCAAAUCGCAGGUUCAAGAUGCCGUUAUCGCCGAGACCCAAAUGUCGAAUGAAGCAGCGAACCGGCAGCAGAAGCAGAGCGGUGGUUGGAGUCACCAAGCAGGGCUUUCACUGUGAACUCUGCCAAGUGUCUGUGAACUCAGAGACGCAGCUGAAGCAGCACAUGAACAGCAGGAGACACAAGGAGCGUUUGGCUGGGAAGCCUGUCAAGACCAAGUUCACACCCAUCAAUAAACUCUACCCUAAUGCUUUCUUAGCGACUAAAGUGGCCCUGCAGAAGCAUCUGUCCAAAGUGCUUCCAGCGGGGCUCCUGAGCAGCCCGCUCAGUCCCGCCUUGUGCGGCAUGGCAUCUGGACCUUUAGCGCUGAGGUUGCCUCCCGGUCCUCCAGCAAUUAUUCAGGGUCCCCUCCUCAGCACGGCGCUCUUCAGACCGGCUCCGGGACCUUUGAGAGCCACACAUGCACCUGUGAUCUUCACUCCUUAUUAACAACAAGCACAAUUAAGUUCCGCCUUAGAUGAAGAAUUCAUGUUUUGUGACAUUAGUGUUAUACAGUGACUGAGGACAACACACAAACUGUACGCUCAGUCCUCAUCUCUGAGUUCUAAAAAUGGAAGGACCAUUUUCUAAAAAGGGUUAAAUAUAAACUUCUGAUGUUUGGACCCCUCAGCAAGCCAUACUGAUGAAAAGAUUUUUAUUAUUAUUUUAUUAUAAAUAAUAAAGAUAAACACAGAUUUGUUUUACUUUUAAAGCUUUUAAGUUUUCAUGAAAGAAAACAAGAACUUUUCAGAAUCAAAUCCAAACAAGA
Molecule: messenger RNA, 3070 nt
Organism: Oryzias melastigma (Indian medaka)
Lineage: Eukaryota; Metazoa; Chordata; Actinopteri; Beloniformes; Adrianichthyidae
Product: zinc finger protein 385C
Exons: 9
Coding region: 1159-2751 (530 amino acids)
Cellular component (GO): nucleus
Molecular function (GO): nucleic acid binding; zinc ion binding
Source: RefSeq, a predicted model, not a curated record